Messenger RNA from Trametes versicolor FP-101664 SS1, 1026 nucleotides. RefSeq lists its product as uncharacterized. Bases 1 to 1026 code for a protein of 341 amino acids. The record is from RefSeq and is a predicted model, not a curated record. The transcript has 22 exons. Lineage: Eukaryota; Fungi; Basidiomycota; Agaricomycetes; Polyporales; Polyporaceae.
AUGAGCGCCGCCUCCGUAGGACUACCUGGGCUUCCCGCCAGCGGCGACCCCCCUAGCUUGGACAACACCUACGGCGCUACUUUGCUAGGUACAUUCUUCGGUCUCAUCCUAUAUGGCUUGGCCAUCCAUCAAGUUUACAGAUACAGUCGCAUGGGUUUCAACGAUUCCUGGUUCAUUAAGGGAUAUGUGGCGUUCAUCAUGCUCGUGGACACGCUUCACGUCAUCUUGAGCAUGCAUACGUGUUACUACUACCUUGUGGGCCACUAUUUCCAACCUGCAGUACUGUUCACUCGAGUGUGGUCAAUCGAUAACCUCGGUCUAAUAGCAGCCGUUACCAUUGUCUCCUGCCAAUGCUUUUACGCUCGCCGAGUAUGGCUCAUCGGUCCCAAGUACAGAUUCCUGGUCGUCAUCGCUGUGGUCAUCUUCUUAGGCGAACUAGCAUGCUCCACAUAUGCAGCCGCGCAAGCGUCGUUGCUGCCAUCCUACGGCGAGUUCCGGGAGCUCACUUGGCUCUACUCCGUCGCCUUCGCGCUCGUCGUGGUGUCGGAUAUCAUUCUGACGACGGUGCUCAUCUUCGUCUUGCACCGGAGUCGUACGGGGAUUGCCAAGACCGACUCCAUGCUCGACGUUCUGAUUGCAUACAUCAUCUCAACAGGGCUUCUCACAGAGAUUUUCAGUAUUCUCUCCUUGAUCUUCCCUCUUGUUUACCUGAACAGCACCAGCAUGGUUUACAUUGCACUCGAUAUCGUCGUCACGAAGAUGUAUGUGAAUUCGGUAAUCGGCACUCUCAACUUCAGGCGGACACUGGCGUCAUACGGCACCGGCUCCGUAGCCCUGGAGAUCGGGCUGAGCAACCUGCCUUCGGCCGGCCCGAUCGAGUCAGACCCGCGAUUCGCUCCGUCGUCAUACGUCUCCCAGGGAGGAAGCAUCUCGAACAUCGUCGAGUACAAGGUCGCGCGGCAGCUCGGCCGGGACCGCGCCAUAACGAUCGACAUGCCGAGGUAUGGAUCCAGCAUGAAUGUAUGA